AUGGCUUCGUCCGAUCCCACAUUGCAUCUACCGCGCAUCCUCUGCAUCCACGGCGGUGGCGUCAACGCAGCAAUCUUCAAGAACCAGUUCCGCGCGUUUCUGGGCCAUGAAAAGCUCAAGAACCGAUACCGCUUCGUCUUCGUCGACGCGCCCUUCUUCUGCGACGAAGGCGUCGGCGUCGUUCCCGUGUACUCGGACUGGGGUCCGUUCCGGCGAUGGUUCCGCUGGCUCGAAUCUCACCCAGAGAUCGAGCCGGCCGCGUGUCAAUACGAGCUGGAGUACACCAUUGACCGCUGCAUGGAGAGCGACGAGGGCACGGGAGAGUGGGUGGCGACCUUGGGCUUCAGCCAGGGCGCUAAACUGGCGGCGAGCAUGCUGUACGACCAGCAACUCAGGGAGAAACCCGGGCCGUGGAAGUUUGCCGUCAUCCUCGCGGGUCGGGCACCGUUAGUCAGUCUGAGUGAAGAGGCGGAAGAACUACCCUGGAUGCAGUCCGCAGGUGGCCUGGCGGACGCGGCCGACGUCGAGAGCAUCCUCGAGCGCCCAGACAUGAAGCUGAGGAUCCCGACUCUGCACGUCCACGGCCUGAGGGACGAAGGUCUCCAUCUCCACAGGAAGCUGGUCGAAAACUACUGUGCGCCGGGGACGACGACGCUGAUUGAAUGGGACGGGCCUCACCGCAUUCCUAUCAAGAAGAGUGAUGUCGACAAGAUCGUCGACGCUUGGGUCGAGCUCGCCGACGAAUACGGUGUGUGA
Molecule: messenger RNA, 756 nt
Organism: Fonsecaea nubica
Lineage: Eukaryota; Fungi; Ascomycota; Eurotiomycetes; Chaetothyriales; Herpotrichiellaceae
Exons: 1
Coding region: 1-756 (251 amino acids)
Biological process (GO): secondary metabolite biosynthetic process
Cellular component (GO): cytoplasm; nucleus
Source: RefSeq, a predicted model, not a curated record